This is a messenger RNA of Cheilinus undulatus (humphead wrasse), 2410 nucleotides long. RefSeq names its product nuclear factor, erythroid 2-like 2a (gene nfe2l2a). The coding region runs from base 210 to 2021 and encodes 603 amino acids. Gene Ontology annotation, biological process: cellular response to oxidative stress; regulation of transcription by RNA polymerase II. The transcript has 5 exons. Lineage: Eukaryota; Metazoa; Chordata; Actinopteri; Labriformes; Labridae. Gene Ontology annotation, cellular component: nucleus. Gene Ontology annotation, molecular function: DNA-binding transcription factor activity, RNA polymerase II-specific; RNA polymerase II cis-regulatory region sequence-specific DNA binding. The record is from RefSeq and is a predicted model, not a curated record.
GAUCCCGGCGCCGCAGCUCGGUAGGCAGGGCCAACGUUUCCGUAAGGAUCAUUACAUGUUAAGGAAGCAAUGUUUGCUUCAGUUCAGCUGCUGUGACGGACCAUAUCGGCUCCACACCGACCGCUCGCCAUUUUAAUCUGUCAUUUGGGGAAUAACUGGCACAUUUAUCCAUCAUACGGCGUUUCUUUACGGUGACGCAGAUCUCCACGAUGAUGGACAUGGAGGUGAUGCAUUCCAGUCAACAGGACAUGAACCUGAUUGACAUACUGUGGAAGCAGGACAUCGAUCUGGGUGCCAGGCGAGAGGUGUUCGACUACAACCAUCGCCAGAAGGAACAUGAACUGCAGCGGCAGAGGGAGCUGGAGGAGGAGAAGAGGCUGGAUCAGCUGCGGGAGCAGGAGAAGGCGCUGCUUGCGCAGCUACAGCUCGACGAAGAGACGGGGGAGUACAUACCAUGCCCACCGACCAGCGCCCCGCUGCAGACGGCUGUCACGCCUCUGGAGGUUACGCAGAAUGUAAGCUUCACUGAGGAGAACGGUGAUGCCAUGUCUUUUGAUGAAUGCUUGCAGCUGCUUGCAGAGACAUUUCCUGUUGUGGAACCUGAGAACUCCUCAGUUUGCCUGGACACAGCACCCAUGAUGUCUCCUGAGCAGCAAGGCUUGACGCCGGCCACCAUCUCCCCACCACCACCACCACUACCACCCCAACAGAGGAUGUCCCCAGAUCUGGAACAGGCCUGGAUGGAGCUUUUGUCCCUCCCCGAGCUGCAGCAAUGCCUGAACAUGCAAAUGGAGGACACACUGGAGACCACAGCUUAUCCUCCUCCAAGCAGUGCGGACAUCCAGGCUCCAAACUACCCAUUCUAUCCCAUGACCAAUCUCACAGAGGGGGAAACAAACAGUGUAAAUGUUUGUCCGGCAGAGUUUAUGAAUACUUUCAAUAGCUCUGUUCCCAGUAUGGCUCCAGCAGACACUCUGAAAGCGGAGGCUCCAGAGUUAAAUACUAACUUCAGUGCAGAAAACUUCUGUGACAUUUUUUACCCCAAUCCCAUUCUGGAAGAGAGCAGUGGUCAGCACAGUCUUGAAGGAAAUGAAAUGAACACCAUGUCUGACAUCCAAAACAAGCCUCCUUACACACCUCUAGACCUUUACAGCCUCUCACCGGGUGAUGCAUUUGAGAGAGGCAAACAGAAUCUAACAGCAGACAUGCCGGACUCAGAUUCAGGGAUCUCCUCAAACACAAGUCCCAAUGCGAGCUCUCCAGGGAAGUCUGUGUACGGAGAUGGCUCAUUUCUAUACAGUGAUUCAGACAUGGAGGAGAUGGACCACAACCCUGGAAGUGCAGAAUCUGAUUACUCAGACAUGUUCUCCAUUAAUUUCCAACCUGAUGACCUCCCGUCAGCUGUCCCUGUAUCCACUCUCACAGGGCAACCACAGCAGAAGGAAAAGAAACCCAAACAGCACAAGACAGAUCCAACAGAGGAGAGUGGCCACAACAAUGCUCCCUUCACCAAAGACAAGCUGAAGAAACGCUCGGAUGUGCGUCUCUCCAGAGACGAACAAAGGGCGAAGGCCCUCAAAAUCCCCUUCACUGUAUCUAUGAUUAUCAACCUGCCCGUUGACGAUUUCAACGAGAUGAUGUCAAAGCACCAACUAAAUGAGGCUCAGCUGGCUCUGGUCCGAGACAUACGGCGGCGAGGCAAGAACAAAGUGGCUGCCCAGAACUGCCGCAAGCGCAAGAUGGAGAACAUAGUGGGUCUGGAGAGCGACCUGGACUCGCUGAAGGAGGAGAAGGAGCGUCUGCUAAGUGAACGGAGCCAGAACACCGCAGACCUGAAGGAAAUGAAGCAGCAGCUCAACAGCUUGUACCUGGAGGUUUUCAGCUUGCUCAGAGAUGAGAAGGGGAACUCUUACUCCCCGUCUGACUACUCCCUGCAACAGUCUACGAACGGCAGCAUCUUCCUGGUUCCUCGCGUUAAAAAGACUUUCAUCAAGAGCGAAGACAAACACUUAUCUCCUUAAUAAUAUGGUACUGCUUUCUUAGAGUAAUACUAUGCAAUAACUUUGUAGUUGCUCAGCUUUAAAGCAUUACUUGCUUAGCAGAACUAUUGUAUAGUUUUGGUGCACUUCUCUUGAAUGUAAUAUUUUUGAUAUUUUACUUCUUUUUUACUCUAUUGUCACAGAUUCUUUAACCAAUACCGUUUGUAAAUAUGAGCAUCACUUGCUUUUGAGAUGAUAAAACUGUUACUGUACGUUUGUGUAAAUAUAUAUAUAUAUUGUAUAUAUCAUAUUUCUGUAUGCUAAUGAUUGUUUCAAUCAUUAUUACAUAUAUUUUAUAACUGUCCCUGUAUGAUUUGCUGCCCAAGUUCUUUUUUUAAAUCUUCUGUGCUUUUAAAUAAAGUCUUCAUAGU